Messenger RNA from Anoplophora glabripennis (Asian longhorned beetle), 927 nucleotides. Its product is annotated as exportin-5-like. Gene Ontology annotation, molecular function: nuclear export signal receptor activity; small GTPase binding; RNA binding. NCBI's taxonomy places the organism in Eukaryota, Metazoa, Arthropoda, Insecta, Coleoptera, Cerambycidae. The transcript has 4 exons. Gene Ontology annotation, biological process: protein export from nucleus; RNA export from nucleus. The record is from RefSeq and is a predicted model, not a curated record. The annotation marks the transcript as partial. Gene Ontology annotation, cellular component: RNA nuclear export complex; nucleus; cytoplasm.
UCGUUGUUGUAGCCGGCAACCGUCAAGUUGGAUUUGUUGCACAUUUUAAUAAAUAUUUAAUCAUAUGUUGUAAAUAAAUAGAAAAUUUAAACUAUUUAACUUGUAAAAGGAUGGCAGGACCAGACGUAGCUGCUUUAGCAGCGGAUCUAGCACGAGCUGUUGAAUUAACCAUGAGUGCUAGUGCCUCACAGUCGGACCGAUUAAGGGCAUACCAAGCUUGCGAAAGUUUUAAAGAAACGUCUCCUCUUUGUGCAGAAGCUGGUCUUUAUUUGGCUGCAGGAACACAGCAUUCCUUGAUAUCUAGGCAUUUUGGACUCCAGCUCAUGGAGCAUACCGUGAAAUAUAGAUGGACACAAAUUUCCCAACAAGAGAAAAUUUUUAUAAAGGAAAAUGCUAUGAAAUUAUUGGCUGCGGGUGGUAUAAGUGACGAAUCUCAUAUGAAAGAUGCACUAAGUCGGGUGAUUGUAGAAAUGGUAAAGAGAGAGUGGCCUCAACAGUGGCCUGGUCUGUUGUCUGAAUUAUCCGAUGCUUGCGCUUGUGGUGAAAUACAAACGGAAUUAGUCCUUCUUGUUUUUUUACGUCUUGUUGAGGAUGUAGCUUUACUUCAGACUUUGGAAUCGAAUCAGCGGCGAAAAGACAUUUAUCAUGCAUUAACAGCGAAUAUGGCCGUGAUAUUUGAUUUUUUCUUGAGACUAAUAGAACUACAUGUUGGCCAGUUUAAAUUAUUUAGCGAAACAGAUGCUUCUAAAGCAAACGGCCACGGGCGAGUAGUUCAAGUAGUCUUGCUGACGUUAACUGGAUUUGUGGAAUGGGUUUCCGUAACCCAUAUAAUGGCUCAGAAUGGGAGAUUAUUACAGAUUCUUUGUUUACUAUUAAAUGACUCUGCAUUUCAAUAUUCUGCUGNUGCUGCUCAUAAAAUUUUGAGCA